This is a messenger RNA of Pieris macdunnoughi, 318 nucleotides long. The record is from the annotation of a GenBank genome assembly. NCBI's taxonomy places the organism in Eukaryota, Metazoa, Arthropoda, Insecta, Lepidoptera, Pieridae.
AUGGCGGCCGUAGGUGCAGUUCUCCUGGAAUCCAGGCCUUUUAGGCCCUUUAAGUCCUCUGAGGAGUACUUGUAUGCCAUGAAAGAGGACCUGGCUGAGUGGCUGACAGUCCUGUACCCUGAACUGAGGAUCAAUGCUGACAAUUUUCUCGAUAGAUUGGACACUGGCGUCGCUUUGUGCAGGACAAUAUUAUGUCUUGAUUAUUUGUUCCUUUUAUUGAACGAAGUAAACAAUUGGCAAGAAUAUGACACGUUCUCACCGAUUCCUGAAUCCAAUUCCCAUGAGGCGUUUAGAAUUUUAAGCAUGGCAACAAUGUAA